GAGGAGGUCGGCUCGGCUGCUGGUUCAGUACAGCUGUCUGCUAUGAGAGCUUUGAACAAUUAUUAGGACUGAAAACUAGCAGUUAGCGGACACUGUGAGUUUUAAAUAUAUGACUGACCUAUUUAUUGUUUCUAUAAACGGAUAACUACAUGGCUACGACAGGACGCCGGGACUCCUCAGAACGAGAAGGCCUGUGCAGCUCAGUGAAUCGCUACGGCUCCACAGACAGCAGCGGGGAGCAUGACCAUGAGAGUAACUGUCAUGGCAAAAACCACAGCAACCAUCGGUUUCCCACGGCGGUGGCGGCAGGUCAUUGGGUCGGGACUGAUCAGGAAGAGGAGGCCAUUCGCAGGAAGCUGAAAUACUUCUUCAUGAGCCCUUGUGAUAAAUACUACGCCAAGGGCCGCAAGCCUUACAAGCUGAUCCUGCAGCUGCUGAAGAUCAUUAUUGUCACAGCUCAGUUGGUGCUGUUCGGCCUCAGUAACCAGGUGGUGGUGACCUUCAAGGAGGAGAACACAAUGACCUUCAAGCACCUCUUCCUCAAAGACUACGAUGAGUCCACAGACGACUCCUUUGCUGUUUACACGCAGAACGAUGUCUAUGAGCACAUCUUCUAUGCCGUGGAUCAGUAUCUGGCCCUACCAGAGACCACAGUGGGACGCUAUGCAUAUGUCUACGGUGUUGGCGUGAACGGCAGCGCGCUCUCCCUCUGCCAACAGUACUACAAGAAGGGAAGCAUUGACCCAGCCAAUGACACCUUCAACAUAGACCCUCGCAUCAUCACAAACUGUAUAGGUAUCGACCCACUGUCGGUCCCACCAGCUCCGCUCACCAGCAACUACAAGAACUUCACACUCAAGUUCCACAAACUCAUUAACGUCACCAUAGAGUUCCAGCUGAAGGCGAUCAAUAUACAGACCAUCAUCAACAACGAGAUCCCAGACUGCUACACUUUUUUCAUAACGAUAGUCCUGGACAACAAGGCUCACAGUGGCAAGGUGAAGAUCCGGUUGGAAAACGAGGCAUCAAUAAAGCAGUGUAAAGACCCCAGUGUCUCUGGACAGGCUGAGAACUACACACGUGUAGCAUUUGAUGUCGCUGUGGCUCUGGUGUGCGUGCUGUCACUGCUGCUCUGUGGACGCUCCAUACUGCGAGGCAUCAUGCUGCAGCAGGAGUUUGUGGAGUACUUUAAGGAGACUCUGGAUCGGAAAGUGUGCUGGGCAGACCGGCUGGAGUUCAUUAACGGAUGGUAUAUCCUCCUCAUCGUCAGCGACAUCCUUACCAUCACUGGCACCAUCAUCAAAAUUGGCAUCGAAUCUAAGAAUAUGUCCUCAUACGACUUGUGUGGCAUCCUGCUGGGAACUUCCACACUCUUGGUGUGGGUCGGUGUAAUUCGCUACCUCACAUUCUUCCAGAAGUACAAUAUCCUGAUUGUGACACUUCGAGCAGCGUUCCCCAAUGUGAUUCGGUUCUGCUGCUGCGUGGCUGUCAUCUAUCUGGGGUACUGCUUCUGUGGCUGGAUUGUCCUGGGACCAUACCACGUCAAGUUCCGUUCCCUGUCCAUGGUGUCAGAGUGCCUAUUCUCCCUCAUUAACGGGGACGACAUGUUUGUGACGUUCUCCGAGAUGCAGGAGAGCAGCACUCUGGUGUGGCUCUUCAGCCAAGUAUAUCUGUACUCCUUCAUCUCCCUCUUCAUCUACAUGGUGCUGUCGCUGUUUAUCGCUCUCAUCACAGGAGCCUACGAGACCAUAAAGCACCAAACACAAGAGCCCAUCCACAUCACAGACCUGCAUGCCUUCAUAGCAGAGUGUACGGACACACCGAACUCUGGCAAGUUCAGGGGUCUGGAGACCUCGCCGUGCUCCUUCUUCUGCUGCUGUGACAGAACGACAACAUACGAGGAUGUCCUGUUGGUGAACUGAAGUUAACCUCAUUGACCUCAGAAGCCUCACUAUCCCCCCCUGCUGACCACAGGGAUACACUGCACACUCCCGACGCCAAGUAUCUCUGUGCCAUCAUGCUGUGUCCGGGGCUGCGGUCAAAUAGUCUUUUUAGGCUGAGGAAGGUUCCUGACUGAGUGACUGAGUGACUGAAUGACGAGGAAUAAUCUAUGAGGCAGCCAUGAUAAGAACUGGUCGCUAAUAAUAAUAAUGAUAAUAGUGAUAACUAAUAAUAAUAGUGCUCCACAAAGGCAGCAAAACAAAACAGACAAGUCAUAAAAGCAUCCUGUUUUUAAAGAAAACAGAUGAUGGUGUAUGAAAAUUAAUACAAUAAGGAUGCACACUUGGUAGUCCAUCGUCAGGACAUUGUAGCGUCACCAUGGCAGACCUACAUCUAAUAACAUUCAUUGUCGCAUAAUUCAGGAGCCAAGUUGGAUUCUCUUACCACCGCGGCCAUCUUUGACCAAGUCCUUAUGGAUUCUCCUUCACAUCUUUCCUUGUCCUCAUGACUUUUUCCAUCGAGGUCAAAGAAAAGUGCUUUGGAAAAUACUUUCUUUUGACUAUUUGACCGCAGCCUGGGACAAACCUCAUCUGAAAGAGGAGUCAUCAUCAGCUGGACCAGCACUCUGUAGAGAGAAUGUGUAACAACACAUUUUCUUUUUGGACCUCUGAAACUUGAGGGCUGAUGCCGGACUGGACCUUUCUCUGCAUGAACAAGACUUUGCAGGAUCAUGGAUGACUACUGCACAGCCAUUUCUCUGUUCCCUGUUGGUUUUUAAAACAAAACAGUAUUUUUUUUUCUUAUGUAUUUAAAGAUGCACGAUGUCGGACCAGGACCGAAACGGAUUGUCAGGAUGCUAAGUGGGUGCCAUGAUGAGGGCUGCGUACAUGGUGCUGACUGUUUUUAUCUUUUGAGUUUUUCCUUUUUAUAAUAUUUCAAAAUAGGUCAGCUUUUGAGGACAUGGCAAUUAUUCAUCUCACAAAACAUAUCCAGCAUCCUUUCUCUUACAGUCAAUUACUCAUCGCCAUCCUAUUGCUCCCCAGUAGUACACACAAGAAUCCACAAUGGGACGUGUAAAUCCAUACAGAAUGAGGGACAUAAUCCUUAUAGUAGUCUGUCUUUUUUGAGACAAUCAGGGAGACACUUUAUGACAUAUUGGAAAACAGGACCAUAAACAGUGUAAUGUUUCAGAUGUGAAAUUGAUUUGUUUUUCUCUCCCACAAGCUGCACCUUCAGUAUAAAGUUUCAGACAGCUUGUUUAGCUGCCGUUCUACUGCACAAGCAUCACAUUGCCUUUAAAUGUGGACACCAGUUAGUAGAUUGUGUCAUGUAUUGCAUUUAUCAGAGGAAGCAUCAGUAUAAUGAAGCUCUCAGCAUUGACUGUGGUUAGCUACAACGAGGAGAGCUGUCCUCCAGGCCCAUAUGCAUGUUUCUUUAAUGAAGCUAAAGUAUGUCAAGGAAAAAGAGUUCAUCCAUUACAAGGUAGAAAUGUUAGCCCCUUUUUUCAUUUCUAUACAACACUGAUGUCUGUAAACUGUGCCUGACUUGUUUUAAAGAAAAAUGACUUGAACUGCCUGACAAAGUGGAACAGGGUUAAGGGUAGCUAAAAAGAAGACAAUGUAAUGAUAGCAGAAACAUAUUCGUAGCUCUGUAAUAAUGUCGUGUCACGCUGAAUCACGUCAGUUUGCUGUCUUCGUAAUGAUGUCUAGAACUGUGGUCCAAUGACUGGAUCCUUUGUGGAUGCUUGAAUUUCUUUUUCUUUGUACCGCACAGAACGCACAAUAUCUGACGGAGUCCCACAGUCUGGACUCAGGGAGGUGUUUUUUGGGAGAUAGUUUAUUUUAUGAAGAGAAGAUGGGCCCAAUCCGAAUCACCGCACUCUCAUAGACUUUGAGGCGCGUUCCUGCAAAGUGUGUGAGGGUUUAGGGCUGUCACUGUCAAAUCAACAAGAUAUUUUGAGCCCUUUAUGAACGCUUUCAGUAAGUCAAGAUUUGUGCAGACUUUGCCUGAGAAAAUUAGCGGCAAUUCAUAGUGUUGGGACAUUUAAACACUGGCUUACCAGGGACAGGAGGGGCUGACACAUGGGUGUUGAGCCUGGCACAUAACAUUUACACAGAAACACUACAUUAAGGAUGUAUUGAUCCAUUAAAAAGCACAUGAAAUCAUAAGAAUGCAAGCAUAGAUUUUAUUACAUACCAAGUUUAUUUAUUGACAAAAUAAUAAAUUAACUAUUUGACAGUUACCUCUCAUCCACUCUGUGAGGCAAGAGCCUGAAAGCCGUUCAAAUUAGGGACCGACCCUUAAAGUACCUUGGCUGUUAACAAGGUAAAAAAUAAAAAGUCCCAGACCCACAAUUGUACCGUACAUAACAUUUUUUGGCAUCCUGUGGUAGCAUGCUGUGUUGCCACAAAGUGUUGCCAUUCCUAUUUACACUAUUUUGAACCCUUGCAGUCUCCUGCUCUCAUUUUUACCAGGUGACAUCAGUACAGUCCCUCAGGGUUCAGGGCUUAAGGUCUGCGGGAGGGGGACAUUGGGAUUGGGCCACGAUGUCUCAUCCAAACAGUGACAGGUGACUAAUAAACCAACAGGGUCACAUUAAAACUGAUUAUGAUAGUGGACUUUGGAUCUAGACGGCAAGCAUGUGCCAAAUGUGUCCAUUGCCUUAACUUUGAUUUUUCUGUCGUGCAUGUAUAGAUGAUCUAGUGUUAACUAGAUGUACCUUUCCUACAGUUUGAUGUUUUUAUACAAAUGAUUUGCACUUGAGAAAUGCAAAUAUAACAAUGUGAGUCAUCUUUGUGGUGUCAUAUAUAUAUUGCCAAUGUACUGAUUAAAGUGUCAAGGAUCAUCUUUGAUAUUAA
Messenger RNA from Epinephelus fuscoguttatus (brown-marbled grouper), 4799 nucleotides. RefSeq names its product mucolipin TRP cation channel 1a (gene mcoln1a). Gene Ontology annotation, cellular component: lysosomal membrane; plasma membrane. Gene Ontology annotation, molecular function: NAADP-sensitive calcium-release channel activity. The record is from RefSeq and is a predicted model, not a curated record. The transcript has 14 exons. The coding region runs from base 150 to 1922 and encodes 590 amino acids. Lineage: Eukaryota; Metazoa; Chordata; Actinopteri; Perciformes; Serranidae.